AUGAGCUGCGUAAACAGACUGGGAACGGCAACAACUACGGCUGUGGCCGGCGGCCACGGUAGGAAGCCAUUCAGCUCCGGCAGCACCGUCGGCCCCCGCACGGACGCAGCGGAUGUCCGGGAGCCGUCCGGGUUUCCCGGCGGCGAAGAGCAGCGGAAGCAGGCAGAGGAGUCUCUCCGCCGGGUCAUGUACUUGAACUGCUGGGUUCAGGUAACUGUCGUGUUACUCGUGUAA
Striga hermonthica is the source of this 234-nucleotide messenger RNA. NCBI's taxonomy places the organism in Eukaryota, Viridiplantae, Streptophyta, Magnoliopsida, Lamiales, Orobanchaceae. The record is from the annotation of a GenBank genome assembly.